UAAAAACGUUUAAAACUAGUGCUCUCUCAUAUCAGUAAGACGUAAAAAUGUUGUAAUUUGAACAGGCUUCAUUUCAGACAAUAACAGGUAACUGACGUCUUAACUGUACGUUAAUAAUAAAUUAUCUUUUGUCCUCUGUAAGAUGAACGGACUUGCACCAUCUGGAAGAAUGAGAUUCAUUGCAGUUGCUGUCAUACUUUGUGCUGGAUUUUUCUGGCCAACAGCCUUUGCCCAUCCUCGGAAUGGGAGAAUGGACAAAACUCAUCCUGACCCAGCAUUGGCCACAGACAUUUUGCAGUGUGGAAAAAUGUACAACAAACUUAAGCUUUUGGACUCUGCAUGGAUUAUGGCCCAACACUGGCAUGAGGUGCAAUACAUCCUGGCACUUUAAUGCCAGUUUGAUUGAAGACUUAAUACCAGAGAUGAAAAAAUAUUGGCCAGAUCUGGGAGCACCUUCCUCCCCCCAAUUUUGGAAAUAUGAAUGGACAAAACAUGGAACCUGUGCUGCAAAAGCAGAGUCUCUGAACAGUCAACAUAAAUACUUCAGCAAAGCUCUUGAGCUGUACCACAAGUUUAACCUUACUAAUGUUUUAAAGAACAACAGAAUCGUGCCCUCUGAGCAGCACUACACACUGGAUGAGGUGGAGACAGCCAUUACUAGCUUCUACAAUGUGAAGACAAAGAUUCAGUGCGUCCAUCCAGGAAAGUUUGCACUCUACCUUGUUUUAAAGAACAACAGAAUCGUGCCCUCUGAGCAGCACUACACACUGGAUGAGGUGGAGACAGCCAUUACUAGCUUCUACAAUGUGAAGACAAAGAUUCAGUGCGUCCAUCCAGGAAAGGGAGGCCAGGUUCAGAUUUUGGGCCAAAUAGAGAUCUGCGUUGACAGGGAUUUCCAGCUGAUCGACUGCGAAAAGUCAACCGAAGAAAUCUGGAGCAAUGACAUCCCCGCAGUGGCUGUCAGUGGCCAGUGAGAGCUCAGCAUGUGUGAUCACUCCAUGCCGGUCUAUUACCCCCAGUGCCCAGCAGAUCAUAGAGGUGGGCAACCCCAGACCUCGUGUGCGAGUGUGGAAUCACUGAGCAUAACAAGACGAGAAUUCAUUCUGUCGAGUUUUUGAAACGCUGAAAAUCUUUCCUGUUUACACUAUCUUUUCAAAUAAUCGCACAUUAAAUUCCUUUGUUGUUUUAAAUGAUGAUGCUGGAACAAUCUAGUGAAGAUUUAAGGGCGUCACAGACUGCUGUAUUCUAUGGUUACUGGGUUCAUUUUUUAUUAAUCUUGUAGGUUUUACAGUCUUAUCUUACUGAGCCAUACUGCUGUAUUUGUUUCCUUUAUUUUUCGUCCUUGGGUGAAUUUCACAAAAACAUGUCCAGAUC
Molecule: messenger RNA, 1374 nt
Organism: Sinocyclocheilus grahami
Lineage: Eukaryota; Metazoa; Chordata; Actinopteri; Cypriniformes; Cyprinidae
Product: ribonuclease T2-like
Exons: 13
Coding region: 243-974 (243 amino acids)
Biological process (GO): RNA catabolic process
Cellular component (GO): extracellular region
Molecular function (GO): RNA binding; ribonuclease T2 activity
Source: RefSeq, a predicted model, not a curated record